AUGGACGUCGAAAAGUGCAUAGAUCUACACAACCGCAUCGUCGCCCACGCUUGCUCGCACCUUCCACCCGACCGCCAACCUCAGAUUCAACGCAGCUGGUUCAGCGCGCACUCACUAGAUCCUUCCUCACCCGUUCCCUUGCCCCUAGAUAUCGAGGAAGAAUUCGACGAUGACCUCACAGCCUUCCUAUCAGGCAUCGACAUCGUCGUGCCCGAACAACAUCAACAUCUGGCCUUUAAUCCCUUGCUCGUCGGUGUCCCUUCGCCUAACCAUAUGAUCCCCGAUAUGUGGCUUGGCAUCAUCGAGGAACGCGAGGAUUACAUCCUGCUUUACACAGGACCUGGAUAUGAUGCAGGGGGUCUUUUGUACAGCCUAUCGACGCAGCAAGUGGGCUACAUGGCCUCCCCGUAUUCCGAACCUGAAGACCUCUAUUGGGACGAUCUUCAGAAUGCGCUGGAAAUUUACUGGGACUGCGUUGAGUCGGGGAAAUUCGUCAUCGAUGCAGAAUACCUGGGAGAUGAACUUACUACGCAGGGAUGGAGGCUACUCGAGUGGACUGGCCUUGAGCUGGAGGGCGCGCUGGAGGCGUGGCAUAGUUUGGUGGACGCGAUCACUAAACGCCUACCGGGACAAGGGAAAGAUGACGACCCGGGAGCACACCAGGAGGAGAAGCAAGAAGAAGUGGACGCUGUUUUGGUAUCAUCUGAGAUCUUGGAGAAAUAUCCGGCUAUCCCGUCUUUCGCACGCGCAUUCCUUUCUCGGGCGAAGAAGCCGACCUUUACUUCCAUCGCUCCGCAACUGGACAUUCCGACCGAAGCCUUCGUUCACCGUGUAGGUGCCAAAUUACAGGAGCUACACCCCGACGCUUCCAUCACCACUCCGGACUAUGAAAUGGGCUAUAUACCCAAAUUUCUCUUGUUCCCGUGGCGGACACAAGGCCUCGAACUCGUUCUCGAGUCUGAUCGUGACCGGUGGAAGGAUAGACGGGGACAUGCCCACACCCUUGACAACCGCGCUGGUCUGUAUCUGACCCCCGAUGGCACGCACACACACAAUCUCUCUACUCCUACCUUUCCCCAUCGGAGCUAA
This is a messenger RNA of Alternaria infectoria, 1089 nucleotides long. RefSeq lists its product as uncharacterized. The record is from RefSeq and is a predicted model, not a curated record. Bases 1 to 1089 code for a protein of 362 amino acids. The transcript has a single exon. NCBI's taxonomy places the organism in Eukaryota, Fungi, Ascomycota, Dothideomycetes, Pleosporales, Pleosporaceae.